This is a messenger RNA of Cuscuta campestris, 1545 nucleotides long. Lineage: Eukaryota; Viridiplantae; Streptophyta; Magnoliopsida; Solanales; Convolvulaceae. The record is from the annotation of a GenBank genome assembly.
AUACGAUUUUUGGUUUAAUAAAUCAGCCCAUCUUCAUCUUCUUCGCCAUUCUCCUUUACAGAACCAGACUGGCGAAACCCUAGCCUCCCUCCUUCCAAUUCCAUUUUCGAUUUUUUCUCAACAAUCUCAUCACCAAAUUUCACCAAAUUUCAUCAAUUUCAAAAAGUGAAGAUGCCAAGGACCAAGAAAGUUGCCUCGCGACAAGAAUCAACGGCGGCGGAAGAAGGGGAACGUCCAUGGCGUAAAGAAGGAACGAAAUACUUCCACAUUCAAACCGGGCUUGACUUCAUGACGGGAGCAUCAGUCGAGAGGUUCGACAACAACUUUCUCACGAAGGAGAUCGUCUCACCGAAGAUUGUGGACAAGGACCUCUUCAAAUCGGCGACCUAUGCCCCGAGUAAGUCUCUUUUCGCUCAGCAAGACUUGCUUCGUUUCAUUCACUUGACGUAUGAAUUUUUUUGUCCAAAUCUUAUACGUCAAUUUUAUGCUAAUCUUCGUACCACUAAGGGAGACUCGCCAUCUCUCGUUUCCUAUGUUGAUGGCAAAAACAUUGAAAUUGAUGGUGCCGGUUUGACCUCUCUUUUUGGCCUUCGUCGAGGUGAAAUUACCGAAAACUUGGAUGAAACAUUCCAAGAUGAGGCAAUUUGGCGACAACUCGGGUUAGAUCAUCGUGACCUCAAGUUUAGAAACUCUAGCAACCUGAGUGUCAUUAACCUCACUUUGAUUCAACGCGUUCAACAAUACAUCUUCUCCUAUGUUUUGUUGCCCCGUGAUUCGAACCAUAGUGUUGUUAACAAAGACGAUAUUCGUUUGUUUCACGUCCUGUUGAACAAUGUCAAUUUUGACUGGGUUCACUUCUUUGACGUUGCACUUAGUGAUGGUACUCGUUUCUCCCUUCUCCGUUUUGCCAUCCCGAUCAUGCAUAUCCUUGCUCAUAGCAAAGUGGAUUUUACUCAGGACACUCAGGUGCCGGUGAAGAAGACUUGCUUCAUCAUGGAAGCCAAGUUUACCCGGAGUGUCUACCGCGAGGAAACCGAGCAAAAUCUGGAACUGGUCAUACCAGACGAAGUGGAGAGAGAGACCGAAGCUGAGUCAUCUCAGGCCGGAGGGAGUCGAACCAUGGAGCGUGUCACUCGUCAACGCAGGACUCGUUCGAGAGAAGGAGCACCAGAACCUUCUUGGGUGAAGAGGAUAUUUGAUACUCUCACCUGUAUCCGACAUGACGUUCGCCAGCUCAACGAGAGGAUGACUCGUAUCGAGCAAUCCCGCUCCUACCGUGGCCCGCGUCACAGCUUUAGCAGAUGAGCUUGUCCGGCGAACUCUCUUUGAUUAUAUUCCCUUCUGUCUUGACUUAUUAUGAUACAUUGUUAUUUUCUAUUGUUAUUAUAACUCUUUUUGGUGGAUGAUGAUAUUGCUUUGGAUUUUGCUAAUUAUUAUUGAUAUUUGUUUGUUGGCUUGGCAAUAUGGUUCUCUUUUAGAACAUAUUGUCCCUUUGUGGCUUUCUUGUUAGUUGUUCUCUUUUUUAAAGAAACUCUUGCAAAAAUU